AUAUGGCUUACUGCUUCAGAUGCCCAGAAGACCAAUUUCCAAACAAGGACAACAAUGAAUGUAUCACUAAAGUUACAACUUUCCUAUCUUACGAUGACCCUCUAGGGAUCACUUUUGCCACGGUUGCUAUUUCAGUUUCCACGAUCACGGUUGUGGUUUUAGCAACUUUUAUUACGCACAAAGAUACACCCAUUGUCAAAGCCAACAACCGAGGCCUCACCUAUACCCUCCUCAUUUCCCUCCUGCUCUGCUUCCUAUCUUCCUUCUUAUUUCUUGGCAAACCUGGGAAAGUGACCUGCCUCCUCCGACAAACAGUGUUUGGUAUCAUCUUCUCAGUGGCUGUUUCUUGUGUAUUGGCCAAAACCAUCACUGUGGUGAUAGCAUUCAUGGCCACAAAACCUGGGUCCAGCAUGCGGAAGUGGGUAGGGAAAAGACAGGCACAUUCUGUGGUCCUUUCCUGUUCCCUCAUUCAGGCAAGUAUUUGUACCUCAUGGUUGGCAACCUCUCCCCCAUUCCCUGAUUUAGACAUGCAGUCGGUAACUGGAGAAAUUAUUGUGCAAUGUAAUGAAGGGUCAGUUGCCAUGUUUUAUUGUGUCUUGGGUUACAUGGGCUUGUUGGCCAUUUCCAGCUUCACUGUGGCAUUCCUAGCCCGCAAGUUACCAGAUAGUUUUAAUGAAGCCAAGUUCAUUACAUUCAGCAUGUUGGUCUUUUGCAGUGUGUGGUUGUCCUUUGUUCCUACCUACCUGAGUACAAGAGGGAAAGACAUGGUAGCUGUGGAGAUUUUCUCCAUCUUAGCUUCCAGUGCUGGGUUACUGGGUUGCAUUUUUGCCCCUAAGUGCUAUAUCAUUUUGUUCAGGCCCCAGCUGAACAACAGAGAACAACUAAUAAGAAAAAAA
Messenger RNA from Podarcis lilfordi (Lilford's wall lizard), 896 nucleotides. NCBI's taxonomy places the organism in Eukaryota, Metazoa, Chordata, Lepidosauria, Squamata, Lacertidae. The record is from the annotation of a GenBank genome assembly.